ACACAGGGAGAGAGAGGGAGAGAGAGAGUCCCUCCCGCAGCUCCCGGCCAUGGCCGAACCGCUACUUCGCAAAACUUUCGCUAAACUCCGGGCCAGGAGGAGGAAAAGUUUAAAAAACGGCCGGAGUGAAGAAUCCGAUGUUUCAGAAAAAUCGCCAGGUGCUGUGUAUCCAGAAGCAGCCCAGGAUCCCAGGCAGGAGGCCAGUGAGAUACAAACCAGUAGAACAGACUCAGCCGAUGUGCAUGAGAGGCCCAGUGAGUGGCUGCCAUCCUCGGGUGAAUCCCAGACCAUUGCCAGUGGUCGUGUGGAUUAUGGUGGCUCUUCCCUAUCCCCUGUCAGCCUGGCAUCGCGGACCAUCCAGGUUCCAGGCGCCAGUGAAACCUCAAGGACCCAGGGCGCCUCGGAGGAGGGUGAGAUAUGGUACAAUCCCAUCCCGGAGGAUGGGCACCUGAUGCGGCUUCCCUGGAGACCGAAGACCAGCCGAGCGCAGUGGUACGUGGAGGUGCCCUCUCCAACUGGGGCUGGGCCCCCUCCCAGCGACAGGGUGAGGCAGCACGGCAGUGUCGAGGCUGUGCCAGGUGGCAUGGGCACGGUACAGGAGCAGCGGGCAGCAAGGUGUGCUGCCAAGUCGUCGCCCCCAUCCACCCAUCAACCCUUGCCCUCAGUACCAAUGGCUUGUGUGUCGUGGAGUGGGGACCAGGCAGGGAGCAGUGCACAGAAACUCUCAGGUGCUGCAGCAGAGGAGAGGCCCGAGAUGGUCCGGGGGAAGUCUCCACCGUCACCGUCGGCAACGAGCCCUCGGCCGCCCAAGAAGACAUCUGGGGCCCGGCGCUCACUGUCAGACCGGGUUAAGUCACCGGGCACGGUGCGGCGGCUCUCCAUCAAGAUGAAGAAGCUGCCAGAGCUGAGGCGCAAGCUGAGCCUGAGAGGUUCCCCGCGGGGCGGCCGCCAGGCUGGAGACACUGGGAGGCCUCCGUCUCCAUCCCCGUCCCCAGCCUCGAGUAUCUCACCGUCCGUCUCCAACGUGCUGUGCCGCUACCACCUGGACAGCAGCGUGUCAGCCCGCGGGAGCCUGUGGCCUCGGGCCAAGCCGAAGCGGAGGGCCAGCACCAAGGCCCUGGGCCGGCCUGGCUACCUGAGUGACGGUGACUCCCCUGAGCUGCAGGCGAGGCCCGGGCCUCAGGCUGGGCACGAGGCCCAGGGCCCUGGGUCGCCAGGCACGGACAGCCCCAGGCUCGACCCGGCCGCCUUCCGUCCGUACGAUGGUGGAGGAGGAGGGGAGGAGCAGCGGCGAGGCCUACAGCACCUCUCGGGCCUCAUCAACGUGCGGCUGUAUGGGGUCGAACUGCCCCGAGCUGGUCCCGCUGAUAUCUGCUGUGCCAUCCAGGUGGACUCGGUCAGUAAGGCCCGUACUGCUGCCCUCAGCUGCCGCCGUGGCCCUUUCCUGGGCCUUGACCACACCUUCAACCUGGAGCUGGAGCGUUCCCGCCUGCUCACUCUGCUGCUCUUCAGCUGGGACCCAGCCUCGGCCCGCAACCGGCUCUGCUGCUACGGCACUGCAGCACUACCGCCACUCUUCACAGGUGCCCGCACACACCAGCUCGCCAUGAAGCUGGAGCCUCGGGGAGUCCUCUACCUGAAGGUGUCGCUGGUGGAGCUUUGGGAGGUCCCUCUGAGCUGUGCCGAGGAUCAGCGAGAGCCCAGGGUAUUCCGGAUGGAGCUCAGUGACUUGGUGCAGCGGGAGAAUUCCGGAGUCAGUGUUCCGCUGCUCAUACAGAAAUGUGUCUCAGAGAUCGAGAAACGUGGCCUAAAAGCUGUGGGUCUGUACCGUCUCUGUGGAUCAGCUGCUGUGAAGAAAGAGCUCCGAGACUCCUUCGAGCGUGACAGUGCAUCUGUCGAUCUCUCUGAGGAAAUCUACCCUGACAUCAACGUCAUCACAGGCAUCCUCAAGGACUACCUCCGGGAGUUGCCAUCGCCCCUCAUCACUAAGACUCUGUACGAGGUGGUGCUGAAGGCUACUGCUGCGUGGCCCUUAAAGAUGACCAUGGGCGUGCCAGAUGCCAGUCCCAGUGCCCCCAAUGCUGUGGCUCUGCUUGAUUGCCUGCCUGAAGCUGAGAAGGCCACUCUAACCCUGCUCCUUGACCAUCUGAGCCUGGUGGCUUCCCUCCAAGACUCCAACAAGAUGACCUGCCAGAACCUGGCGGUCUGCUUUGGGCCCGUACUCCUAGGCCAGAAGCAGGAAGCCUCUCAGUCUGGCAGCCGUACAUCCUGUCAGGACCUCACCAGUGCCGUGGACUUCAAGAUGCACAUCGAGGUUCUGCACUACCUGCUGCAACUGUGGCCCAGUGACCGGACCAAAGCGAAACGGGACAGGGUGUCAGAGCAGUCGUGGGCCUCCCACCGCCAGCCCCCAGCCCCUGUCCCCGAUGAGGUAGUUUGCCGGAGCCGGACGGGGCGUACCGCUGGCUCAUCCCGGAACCGCCAUGCCGGGGACUGGAGCGGUUGUGGCAGGAGCUACCUUGGCCAGGCCGAGGGUAGCCGGGGUACUGAGCUGGGCAGGGGCAUCAGGGACACGGAGGGGGAGGAGGAUGAAGAGGAAGCCAACCGCAGGCAAGAUGGCAGCUCCUACCCCAGCAGAAGCAGCGAGCUGGACUUUGAGUCAUCCAUCAUGGGCCGGACGAAGGAAUUUGACAGUCUGAUCGCUGAUAUCGAGCGGGAGCUGGCCAAAAAAAUCAUCUUCCUCUAAACUUUGAGCCUUACCGUUGGUGAAGGUGGAGCCCAGUCUGUAAACAGCCGCUGAGCCGAGAGCCCGGGGCCUGGGCCAGUGACCGGAUGAUGCCAAAGGGGUGCCACGCAGCAUGAAACUAUAUUUCCCAUGUCACCAAGCCAGCGUGUGCAAUUCCCACUGUGCAAUAUGUGACUGCGAAGGGCAUUAGCCUGGAUUUAGGUUUGGUCCCACUUCAUGGGAAAUUGGCUGCUUGAUUUGGUCACAUUUACUGAUUGGCCCCACCGCUGC
This is a messenger RNA of Stegostoma tigrinum, 3016 nucleotides long. RefSeq names its product rho GTPase-activating protein SYDE1. NCBI's taxonomy places the organism in Eukaryota, Metazoa, Chordata, Chondrichthyes, Orectolobiformes, Stegostomatidae. The transcript is spliced from 8 exons. Gene Ontology annotation, biological process: signal transduction. Bases 50 to 2746 code for a protein of 898 amino acids. The record is from RefSeq and is a predicted model, not a curated record.